UAUAUUUUGUAUUCGUUACCCUUCAUUUCAUGGCCAGUACAAGACAAGGGGCACACUUUAUGUAUUACAGGAUUACUAUAUCUCACAGAAGAAUAUUAACAAAUGUUAAAGAAGCCACAUUUAUAUCAAACAAGGAUGUGGAGAACUGUGAUAUGGAUAGGUGUGGUGAUAUGCAACGUUUCAUGUGUAAUAACACCGUCUUUAUAUCAAGAUACAUGUGAAGAUGGGUGGGUAAAGACAUCACUGCGAGGUCCGUGUGUUCUGAUUGGUUCCUCAUCAACGAUGGAAGAAGCCAGAAAAUACUGUCACCAAAACCAUGCUAAAAUUAUGUCUAAUUUGUACGGCAACCAAGUUUAUAAGUUUUUGUAUGAUAACGGUAUAAGAGCCGGUUGGAGCGCAGAGUUUGUUAAAGAUGGUAGAUUAGUUAAACAAGAUAUUAAGGAAAUGAAAACGUAUUUCGCGAAUGAGGCCAAUGAACGUGUAGAUAUAUUAAUCAACCGAGACUCGGGAUGCACGGAAUAUAAUAUAUCCUAUGUGACUACAACACAAGAGCAGCAGCCGGCUGAAGGCUCGGGUGCCAGUCCUGGCCCGAACGAGCCUAAUAUUCUCAACAUUCCCAAGAUUGAAUAUGAAUUGACAGAUUGUUCCAAGAAACAGCCAUUCGUUUGUUCUCGACAGAUUAAUACAUUUUCAGAAAUCCCAUUUGAGGAGUCAAUAGAGUCACCUGGUGGUUCGGGGACAGACAUUUCAAUUUGUCCCAACGGGUGGUUAGGGACAUAUACCCAUGAUUUCUGCUACAAGCUUUUCACCAAUGCUACAACUGGACCAAGUGCUGAUCAAUCGUGUUUAGAUGAGGAAGGUGAUCUUAUGAAAGUUGAAACGGCAGCCGAGUUAAAUUGGUCAACCAUGAUACUGAAUAGUCCGAUGUAUGCUAAAGGUAAGAAGGGUGAUCUAGUGUGGAUAAAGACAACAGAUGAACAGGGUUGUCGGGCUUUAUUGACGACCUCAAACCAAACAAUUGACUGGGAUUGUGAGAAACAGCUAGGAUAUAUUUGUUCCCGUCCUGUAAAUUAUCCAAGUAUUCCAAAGGGUCAACCGAGGCUAAGUAAUAACACAAUUCAAUCAGCUACUCUUACAUACAUUCGACCUGGUCUAAGGGAGAUAAGUGUGCCAGAGGCCGUGCUUCUAGGAAUGUCUAACGAAGGACUACUGCGUUUGAGUUGUUCACUGCCCAGUCUGAUUAGCCAACUUCAGAAACUGACUUGGGUUAAGGACGGAGCAUAUUUAGAUUCGUUCAGUUCUUCAAACACCGUCGACCUGGGCAUAUAUUAUGGUGAGUUUCGUAGGAAGUAUUCAUAUGAGUUCCGGGACGGUGACUCAGUAUAUGGUGCAUUAGGAUAUUACUGGUGUGAGGCUGUCGACUUGAAGACGAACACAAUAAAACAAUCGAGUAAAAUUCACAUCAAUAUAUUAAAUAUUAAAAUCUACACUGGCUCGAUACAAGUAAAUUCUGAAUAUAUUGAUAAAUCCAGUGCUCUUAGAUACAAUGUUUUACGAGAGUGGUCCCCCCUGGUCAGAAGCUUCAACAUUGGCUUAAACGAUAUGAAUGGAGGUGUGAACACCACAAUAAGUCGUUUCAGAUCCGGUGGUCGCUAUGUGGACUUUCAAAUGUUUUAUCAUCCAGUUAACAACCCAGAUGAACCUAAAGACGAGGAUGGUAUUUUAAAAGAAGCCAGAGAUAGACUUUUACGGCGGAUAGCAUUGGUUAGAGAGCCACUAUUUGUUGAGGGUGAAAAGGCGUUGGUUAAAUUUUCCCGAACAGAUAUUUGUCCCGAGACGACUAUAAUUAGUAAUCAUACUGGUGUGGAAGUUGAAUACAGAAUACCAGAAACAAGUCAUGGACAGACAUGGGAAACAGAUGAAAUUUGUGUUGUCGAUGGUGCUCCUAUAGGCGAAAUAAAAUGUUUAGGUCAAAGAAAAUAUGGCUCCCGCUGGAGUAAGAUGGCCUUUAAUGAAAAUUGUAAUUUUCAAGAAUCAUUUAUAUCAGAGGUUACUACCAAUCUGUCGGCGAUAGCCCAGAGUAAUUUCACAGAUAAUGUGGAGAAAAAUCUUGUAAAAGUCCAAGUUUUUACCUCUGUGCCGGAGGAAUUAACGCCACUGGAUGUGGUCUACACUACAGCCAUAUUAGAUGGUAUUUCUAAAACAGAUAAUAUUACACAACAGGACGCCAUUAAUUUCAUCAACAUUAUCAACAAUAUACAAAGUUCUAAAGAAGAAGUUUUAACAGAAGCAAAUGAGAAAGUCAACAUUUCAAACAAACUGAUUGCUAGCUUAGAUGAACUCGAACUGAGAAUUCCAACAAAUAACGACGAUGGACGUUUUAGAUUAGUAACCAAUAAAACUGUAGUAGAAAUUUGGAAUCUGGCCAAACUCAAGAGAAACCCUAUAAUUGGUCUGUCGGUAAAUGGUGACGAUUCUGAUCCGGUUGAGAUAUUUGAAAACAAUGCCCUAUCGUCGCUGUACGAAGAAAUUGAACUCAUUUACAAAACAACGGAUGUUGGGAUUCUGUUAAAUAAGCAGUUUGUUAGAAGAACAAUAGACGAGAAGAAUACAACUGAUAUACGACUAUCUAUGCAUAUAUUAAGUACCAAUAAUUUGUUUAUCAAUGAUAAAAAUGAUACAGUUAAUAGUAAAGUUAUAUCAGCUACUUUAACUAUAGAUAGAAAAACUGUUGUAAAUUUAAAUGGUUCUUUCGUCACCACAGUUUUCUUUCCACAAAAUGUUUUACAAGCUAAAUAUAGAGAGAAAUACAGUCGUUGUGUAUUUUGGGAUUUUAAUUUGAAUAAUUCUCGAGGUGGUUGGUCGAGUGAAGGUUGUCGUUAUGCGAAUACAACAGAAGGACGAGACGUCUGUGUUUGUGAUCAUUUAACAAACUUUGCUGUUCUUUUGGAUUAUUAUGGUCAAGAUUAUUUGGUACCACAUAGUCAUCAGCUGGCUCUAACUAUUAUUACCUAUGUUGGAUUAAUUCUUUCUAUUAUUGGAUUAGGAUUAACAGUUUUAACGUUCCUCUUCUUUAAAAAACUACGGGAAGGGCGACCACAACAAAUUAUGUUUAAUUUAGCAUUAGCCAUGUUGUUUUCAUGGAUCGUGUUUUUGGCGGGAAUUAAACAGACUGGUGAUCACGUGGGUUGUAUUGUUGUUGCUGUCUUGUUACAUUAUUUCAUCAUGGCGUCCUUCGUGUGGAUGUUAAUGGAAGGCAUAUUACAAUAUUUUCUGUUUGUGAAAGUCUUAGGAACCUAUGUCAGAAAUUUUAUGCUUAAGGCGACAAUUCCAGCCUGGGGUUUACCAGUUAUACCAGUUGCUAUCAUGUUAGCCAUUGAUGUAGAGCUGUAUAACGGUGGUGAAACAUAUUGUUGGAUGGGACUACAAGGAAUGUAUUAUGGUUUUGCUCUACCUCUUGGUUUGAUUAUAUUAGCUAAUAUUAUCAUCUAUAUCUUGGUCACGCGCAGUAUCUGUAGCAGAAAAAAUCUCAACACGACAGGCCUCCAACACUCAGUUACUAACAUCAGAGCCUCGUUCUGCUGUUUUAUUAUUUUAGGAUUAACCUGGAUUUUCGGAUUUCUGGCAAUAUCAGAUGCUCGUCUGGUGUUUCAGUAUAUAUUCACAGUACUCAACUCUCUACAGGGUUUCCUCAUAUUUAUCUUAUUUACUGCCAGAGAUAAGAAAGUCAGAGAUUACUGGAAACAACUUUUCUGCUGCUGCAAAACCAGGAAAACAACAUCAAAAGUUUCAAAGACCACCAGUUCUAGUAAUUCAUAUAAGGAUGAUUUCAAUUUUACUGAUAUCAGAAAAAAGACCUCAAUUACCAAUAGCGAUAUUUAACAGAUUAAAAUAUUAUAAAAUCAAAUCCACUAAGAUUAGUCAAACGAUUCAAGUGAAAUAUUAUUAAAUCCAUGAAUUCACUUAGAUAUAUACUUUUAAUCCAUGAUUUCAAUGUAAUUAUCACACCGAUCCACGAAUUCAAUAAAAAAAUAUGAUAACAAUCUAUGGGUUCAAUAUAAUUAUCACACGAUCCAUGAAUUCAGUAUUUUAUGCAUCAACACAAUUCAUGAAUUCAGUAUAUGUAUAAUUUAUCAACACAAUUCAUGAAUUCAGUAUAGGUAUAAUUUAUCAACACAAUUCAUGAAUUCACUAAAUGCAUCCUCAAAAUCGUAGAUCAAAACAAUCAAUAUGUUUGUCAUCACAAUCCAUGAGUAUUGAUGACAUUGUAAAUACAAGAAAUUUAUAAAAUCCAUGAGUAUUGUAGAAACCUGAAAAUAACAUGGUUAAUUAUUUCGAUACAGACUUAAAAAUGUAAAUUUAUGUCACUGUUAUUGAACUUGAUCUAUGU
Patella vulgata (common limpet) is the source of this 4390-nucleotide messenger RNA. RefSeq lists its product as uncharacterized. Gene Ontology annotation, cellular component: membrane. Gene Ontology annotation, biological process: cell surface receptor signaling pathway; G protein-coupled receptor signaling pathway. The record is from RefSeq and is a predicted model, not a curated record. The transcript has 22 exons. Lineage: Eukaryota; Metazoa; Mollusca; Gastropoda; Patellidae. Gene Ontology annotation, molecular function: G protein-coupled receptor activity. The coding region runs from base 103 to 3882 and encodes 1259 amino acids.